GAUUCAUAAAACUAAAGCAGUUGUGGACGACGACAAAAGUUCUCGUAAAGUUCACCUCUUACAAGUUGAAGGAAUGGGCGGCCUUCCAGUGGUCCUGCUCCUCUGCAGUUUCCACGCGCUCACAGCUGUAGCCCAAACCCAGCAGGAUGAGACUCUUGAGGUACCUGAAGGCGCCUUGCCAGCCAACUGUAGGGAGGAGAUGUAUCCUUGCACCAGGAUGUACUCUGUUCACCGGCCCAUCAAGAGAUGUAUUGGUGGUCUUUGUUUCUACAGCCUUCCUCGUGUCUAUGUGAUCAACAAGGAGAUCUGUAUGAGGACAGUGUGCCAGCAGGAUGAGUAUCUGAAAGCUGAACUGUGCAGAGAGUUGUCCGGGUGGCCCAGGCGUGUUGAGAGGUCAUCUAAUAGGAAACGCUGUCUCAAUCGCCGUAGCAACCCCAAAACCUGGGAAAACAAGCCCUGAUGGGCCUAGGAUGGCGAUGUGACCACCGGUGAAGAUGGAGCCCCUUAGAGCCGUCGUCAUAAAAACAGCCCAUACCACCGUAAAGCCGCCGCUCAGCACCUGGGGGUCUCUUUCACACAAACACACAAGUGUGUUCUGAGUCAUAUCUAUGUUAAUGUAUUAGUCUUUUGUGUGUUCUCCUUAUGUGUGUUGUUGGACACAAAUCAUGUCUUCCAUGGUUUACGACCCAUUUAAGGUACCGUAGUAAUGGGCCUAUAGCAGCACUGAGUCAUUUUAUUGUAUAAAGAAAGAGCCACUUUGUUGUGGAUUGUAAGACACGCAUUGAAUGCAGUAGUAUGUGCACUAUUGUAUCUAAAUCUAUAAAUAUCUAUCUGUCUA
Molecule: messenger RNA, 838 nt
Organism: Micropterus dolomieu (smallmouth bass)
Lineage: Eukaryota; Metazoa; Chordata; Actinopteri; Centrarchiformes; Centrarchidae
Gene: mfap5
Product: microfibril associated protein 5
Exons: 7
Coding region: 74-460 (128 amino acids)
Biological process (GO): embryonic eye morphogenesis
Cellular component (GO): microfibril
Source: RefSeq, a predicted model, not a curated record